CUUUUGACCGCUACUUAUACGAUGCAUAAUAUGGCUGACUGGAACAGGAUUAACCGAUUCAGUGAAAUUGUUCGAUAUUUUGUGUUUAAAAAGAAUUAAGAUUAAAGGAGGUUAUAUAUUCCCAGUUGUGAAUUGGAGACUGAGAAAUGGGUUCGAAUAAACGGCACAAAACUGAGAAGAGUCGGGACGCGAAGAAGAAGCGUCACCGUAGCCGAUCACGAAGUUACACGCCUGAACGCGAGAAAUCGGAAAAGCACAGGCAUCACAAAAAGCAUAGGAGGAAAGAGCGGAAGGAUUAUGAUAGCGAUGUCGAGAUAGUUAAUGCUCCACCCCCACCAAAAAUUUCUAAGUCAUCACAUCCAUCCACACCUCCACCACCAGAAAUUUCUAAACAACGCAGUCCUUCACCAACUAAAGGAGGUGCAACACAGACUUCUUUGUCUAUUGAAGAGACAAAUAAGUUACGCGCAAAAUUAGGUUUAAAACCAUUAGAAGUUGAUAGCACUCCUAAAGAUGAUCCAAAUAAGAUUAAAGAUGAUUUGGGAGAGUUUUAUCAUAAACCUGCUCCUGAUGUCAAUGAAAAGUUGAGGACACAGAAGUUGAAGGAGAAAAUUGGUACUCAGAAACAGAAAAGACAAAUUGAAGCCAAUUUAUCUAAGGUAAAAAGUUUAGGUGAAUGUGAGUCUGAUGAUGACACUAAAGCUUGGAUUGAUAAGACUAGACGUUUGGAGGAAGAAAAGAAAAAAGCUGAAGAAAGGGCAAAAAUGUUGGAUCAAUUAGAUGAAGAGUUUGGAAUUGGAAAUCUAGUGAAGGAGGAAAUACACACUGCACGUAACACAGCCUAUACUGAAAAAAAUUUAAAGGGUCUUAAAGUAGAGCAUAAUAUAGAAAAAUUUGAAGAGGGUAAAACAAUAAUCUUAACUUUAAAAGAUCAAGAAGUAUUGAAUGAUGGAGAAGAUGUACUUGUCAAUGUCAACAUAACUGACGAAGAGCGUUACCAACGUAAUAUAUUGAAUAAGACCAAGAAACCCGGAUAUGAUGCAUAUGAUGAUGACAAUUUUGAUGAAUAUGGUUUUCCAAAAAAGACUAUUUUGGAAAAAUAUGACGAAGAGAUUGAGGGUGAAAAAAAAGAUAAUUUCGUACUGGGACUGAAGCACAAAGAUAUCAACAAAUCAAAGCUUGAUUAUGUGAAGCAACGUUUGGCAAACAAACGAUUAGAAUCGUUACAAUUAAUAGAACCAAAGUUAGCUAGUGAGUACUACAAUGAUGAAGAACUUGCAAAGUUCAAGAAACCAAAGAAAAAGAUUCGUAAAAUGAGAAAAAAAUUGAAAGCAGAUGACCUUAUUCCUGAAGAUAAUGAUUAUCUUCGAGACUUGGGAAGCAGAAGAAGUAAACGACCAGAAGAAGUAAAAGAUAAUGACACUUUAGAUGUAGAUGAUUUAGGAGCUCCUGCCGAAGAUCUCAGUGGAGUAAAACUGGAAGACGAUGAUAAGGAUCUUGAACUACAAUUGACAUUAAAAAAAGCACAGCUCUCGAAGGAAAUGCAUUUGUCAAGUAUAGAAAAGGUUGUUGAAACUAUGAAACAAGAACCCACAAAUUCAGAAGAAAGUCAAUCCGGAAAUAUUGUACUGAAUGCUACCGCAGAGUUUUGCCGUACCUUAGGAGAUAUUCCUACUUAUGGUCUCGCUGGAAACAGAGAAGAAAAUGGUCAAGAACUUAUGGACUUUGAAAUGGACGGGAUCAAGGAAGAGCCGCCUAUGAAUGAAGAAGAAGAUGAUGGUCGUGGCGCUUGGAAUACUGUACAACUAGAUGAAAGUACAUCUGAACCGGUAGCAAUGGAAGCCGCCAUUUUGGAUGCCGAACCAUCUCUUGGGCAUGGCGUCGGCGGAGCUUUAAAACUUGCAAUGAGUAAAGGUUAUUUGCAAAAGGAAGACAGUAGUCGACCAUCCGCAUCUCGUUUUGCUCACUUGCAAGCACAGAAUUAUUCCAUAGAGGAUAAAACUUACGGAGAUGACGAAAAAUUUGGCAGAAGAGAUCGUUUCAACGGUCCCACCUCUGAAUUUAAAGAGAAAGAUGGUUUCAAACCGAAUGUUAAACUGGAGUAUAUCGAUGACGAUGGACAUGUCCUCAGCGCGAAGGAAGCAUUCAGAUAUCUUUCUCAUAAAUUCCAUGGAAAAGGUCCAGGGAAGAAUAAGGUUGAAAAACGAAUGAAGAAAGCAGAACAAGAAGUUCUAAUGAAACGGAUGUCCUCAACAGACACGCCGCUGGGUACUCUCAAUUUGUUGCAAGCAAAACAAAAAGAGACUCAGUCGCCCUAUAUAGUUCUCAGUGGCAGUAAACAAAUGCAAACGACUAGCAUAUCAAAGUCAAAGCAUUAAGAAUUUUAACGUGAACUUUUAUGAGGAUUGUAUAUAAUAUACAGACAAAAAGGAAUGUCUUAUCAGCACAUUUUGCAAACAAAAUAGAACAUUACUUGUCAAAAAGUGAAUUGCACAUUUUUUGAUUUGUUAAUUCACUUACAGUAUAAUGAAAUAAAAUAAAAUUUGCGGAUUUAUUA
Messenger RNA from Nomia melanderi (Alkali bee), 2557 nucleotides. RefSeq names its product U4/U6.U5 tri-snRNP-associated protein 1. Gene Ontology annotation, cellular component: U4/U6 x U5 tri-snRNP complex. NCBI's taxonomy places the organism in Eukaryota, Metazoa, Arthropoda, Insecta, Hymenoptera, Halictidae. The record is from RefSeq and is a predicted model, not a curated record. Gene Ontology annotation, biological process: maturation of 5S rRNA; mRNA cis splicing, via spliceosome.